Messenger RNA from Tarenaya hassleriana, 1539 nucleotides. RefSeq names its product dol-P-Man:Man(5)GlcNAc(2)-PP-Dol alpha-1,3-mannosyltransferase. The record is from RefSeq and is a predicted model, not a curated record. Gene Ontology annotation, cellular component: endoplasmic reticulum. Gene Ontology annotation, molecular function: dol-P-Man:Man(5)GlcNAc(2)-PP-Dol alpha-1,3-mannosyltransferase activity. The transcript has 13 exons. Bases 83 to 1414 code for a protein of 443 amino acids. NCBI's taxonomy places the organism in Eukaryota, Viridiplantae, Streptophyta, Magnoliopsida, Brassicales, Cleomaceae.
GCCUGUUUCGCGGCGUACGCUAAUCUCGAUCUCGGAGAAGUGCUGUCGCAGAUGCGAUUUGGUUUGGUUCGAGGUCAAAUUCAUGGCGGUCACGGCGUCUACUUCGUCACCGGCGGCUCGGGAGGCGCAUCGGAAAAGCUCUCGUAACCGCCGACAUGGACGGAAAUCUACUGUCUCUGAUCUGCUCAAACACCCGAAACUACCCGUUGCUUUCGCUUGCUUUCUGCUCCUCGCCGAUGCCGUCCUCGUCGCUCUCAUCAUUGUCUACGUCCCGUACACGAAGAUCGAUUGGGACGCUUACAUGUCACAGGUAAGUGGGUUCUUAGGGGGAGAAAGAGACUAUGGGAACUUGAAAGGCGAUACAGGACCGUUGGUUUAUCCGGCGGGCUUUCUCUAUGUUUAUUCUGCAGUGCAGUACAUAACUGGAGGCGAUGUCUCCCCUGCCCAGAUUCUGUUCGGUGUUCUCUACAUCGUCAAUCUUGCGAUUGUCUUGUUCAUCUAUGUCAAGACCGACGUGGUCCCAUGGUGGGCGCUUAGCCUAUUGUGCUUGUCCAAAAGAAUACACUCUAUUUUUGUGCUCCGUCUCUUUAAUGAUUGUUUUGCGAUGACUCUCCUUCAUGCAUCAAUGGCCCUCUUUCUCUAUCGGAAAUGGCAUCUCGGUUUGCUUGUUUUCAGCGGUGCUGUUUCAGUGAAGAUGAAUGUACUACUAUAUGCUCCACCGUUGUUACUACUGCUGCUUAAGGCUAUGAGUAUAAUCGGUGUGGUCUCAGCUUUAGCCGGUGCGGCCCUUGUACAGAUUCUUCUGGGUUUACCCUUUUUGAUUUCAUAUCCGGUUGCUUACAUAUCGAAAGCUUUUGACCUUGGGCGUGUCUUCAUUCACUUCUGGUCUGUUAACUUUAAAUUUGUUCCCGAACGAGUUUUUGUGUCAAAGGAAUUUGCGGUCUGCUUGCUGAUCACUCAUCUUUGCCUCCUCCUGGUGUUUGCAAAUUAUAAAUGGUGCAAGUUUGAAGGCGGACUUCUGAGCUUUAUGCGUUCUAGGCAUUUCUUCAUGAGGAUGCCCUCUUCGCUUUCGUUAUCUGAUGCCUCCACUUCACUUGUCCUCAAGAAAGAACAUAUUGUGACGACGAUGUUUGUGGGGAACUUUGUCGGAGUUGUAUGUGCUCGCUCAUUGCACUACCAAUUCUACUCAUGGUACUUCUACUCGUUGCCUUAUCUGCUAUGGAAAACUCCGUUCCCGUCUCUGCUGCGUUUGGUGGUGUUAGUGGGGGUGGAGUUGUGUUGGAACGUGUAUCCUUCGACGGCAUUCUCGUCCUUUGUGCUGUUAUGCCUCCACUUCCUCAUCCUGUUCGGUCUCUGGUCUGCUCCUUCAGACAAUCCUUACCAUGAUCCCUCCUUCCCUCCAAAGCACGAAUAACUAACUCUACAGACCUUGGCGUUAAAGCUGUUCAGGCUUUUCUUUUCUCAUUGGCUUAAUAGUUCAAAAAUGCGAUGUAAACUAUGGGACUUUUACUUGUUAAGAGGUUGGAACAAAAUUCCAUA